Messenger RNA from Sciurus carolinensis (gray squirrel), 1428 nucleotides. RefSeq names its product MGAT4 family member D (gene Mgat4d). Bases 1 to 1428 code for a protein of 475 amino acids. Gene Ontology annotation, cellular component: endoplasmic reticulum; endoplasmic reticulum-Golgi intermediate compartment; Golgi stack. NCBI's taxonomy places the organism in Eukaryota, Metazoa, Chordata, Mammalia, Rodentia, Sciuridae. Gene Ontology annotation, molecular function: acetylglucosaminyltransferase activity. The transcript is spliced from 11 exons. The record is from RefSeq and is a predicted model, not a curated record. Gene Ontology annotation, biological process: protein N-linked glycosylation.
AUGAGGACCAAGCAAGUGAACUUGCUCAUUUCCUUCGUCGCGGUCACGCUCUUCAGCUUCUCCUGCUUCUGCAUCUCCAAGCUGACUCAAACUUACAAUCAAUUAAUUAGUUGUAGAAGCCAUGUUUUGGAGUUUAGGGAAAACAUGCUGCAUUUAAAAAACAAAACUGAACACAACCGUCUAGAGCUGCUGAGAGCCUUGAAUCAGAUGAAGUAUGAAAUUACGCUGAAAGAGAAUGUUUCCAGAAGCUUAGAUGAGAAAACGGUUACCCCAAGGGAGAAUGAAACUGAAUCUAAUAGAUUUGAAGCCUUGAAAUUCUUUCUUCCUCAUCUAAGGCAAGUUUCCAGGAUCUAUCCUGAUGUAAUCAUCAGCAAAGGGAAAACAAAUGUUACCUUCGCGCUAGGUAUUUCCACAGUUAACAGAGGAACUCAAAGUUACCUGAAGCAAACACUGAACUCCAUCAUCACCAGGAUGACACCUUCAGAAGAGAAGGACUCCGUGGUGAUUGUCUCUGUUGCAGAUAGUAAUGAAGAUUAUUUAAAGUCUGUUGUUGACAUGAUUACGAAAAGGUUCAAAAGGCAAGUGAAGUCUGGAUCCCUAGAAGUCAUUUCAGUACCAGCCUUUUUAUACCCAGAUAGUUUACAUGGCCAGCAACCAACUGAGGUCUCAGAAUUUAAGAGUUGGCAAAGGAAACAAGUAUUGGAUUUUUGUAUAUUGAUGCUGUAUGCCCAGUCCAAGGCCAUAUAUUAUUUACAGCUAGAAGAUGAUAUUAUAGCUAAAAGGAUGUACUUCACAAAAAUGACAGAUUUUUUACAUAAUAUCACUUCGAAUAAUUGGUUUUAUAUUCAGUUUUCAGUACUUGGAUUCAUAGGAAAACUGUUUAGAACUGAGGACUUGCCUGGCUUUGUACAAUUUUUCUUAAUGUUCUACAAAGAUAAACCCAUAGACUGGCUCUUAGAGAGUUUAUUUCAGGCAAAGAUGUGUGACCCAGCAGAAAAUUUUAGACAGUGCACAACACGCCUGAAGGAAGUACUUAUUCAGCACAAACCUUCUCUUUUCCAGCAUGUGGGUAUACAUUCAUCAUUUCCCGGAAAAGAACAAUAUUUCAAAGACCCAGUAUUGGAACCCACUGUUUGCACCGCGGCGGGCGCUCAGGAUUCUCGGUCUCGGAGCGGAGCGGCGCGAGCCCAGGAGGAUGCGCAUUACUCAGGGUCCGUGGCGGUUGAGCCCCUGGCUGCAGGUGCCCAUCGCUCGCGCCUCUGGCCGCCGCCUCCUCACCGCUGGCUGCCGCUCGCGCAUGCGCGGUUAGCAGUCGCUGCUGGGCGACUGCCGGCGGGAUUGGUGUGGGGAGACGCGGGGACCAAGUGGCAGCGAGUCGGACACCUGAGCUGCCACUGCCGAAAACAGACCCGCAAGACAGGUGUGUGA